AUGGCCAGGACUUACACUCCCUCUCUGAUCCGCCCAUCCACCCGUACCUUCACCUCCUCCCCCAUCCGCUCCAGGGCUGCCUCCGGUGCGGAAUCCAACACCGACAUUCGCAACCGCCAAGCUGUCGGCGUCUUCACCUGGAAAACCGCGGCCCUCUUCGUCCUCACCGGCAUCGGUCUCACCCUCUACUUCCGCCGCGAGAAACGCCUUGCCGAACUCGCCAAACACGAAGCCGCCAACCGCGCUAUCGGGCGUCCGAAGGUUGGUGGUCCGUUUGAGUUGGUGGAUCAUACGGGAAAGGCGGUGACGAGUGAGGAUUUCAAGGGGAAGUAUAUGUUGGUGUACUUUGGGUUCACGAGAUGUCCGGAUAUCUGUCCGGAGGAGUUGGAUAAGUUGAGUGAGGUUUUGGAGAAGUUGCACGGGAAGUAUGAUCCCGCGAAUCCUCAUCCAGUGGUAACACCCCUCUUCGUGACCUGCGACCCAGCCCGCGACACCCCCGCCGCCCUCUCCGCCUACCUCCCCGAAUUCCACCCCUCAAUCAUCGGCCUAACUGGCACCUACGACAAAAUCAAAGAAAUGUGCAAAGCCUACCGCGUCUACUUCUCCACCCCUCCCGUAAUCAAAGAAGGCGAAGAUUACCUUGUGGAUCACAGUAUUUUCUUUUAUUUGAUGGAUCCAGAGGGUCAGUUUGUUGAUGCGUUCGGGAAGCAUUAUAGUGUUGAUGAGAUGGCGGGCAAGAUUAGGGAGUAUGUUGGGGAGUGGGAUAGGUUAGGGAGGAAGAGGUUUAGGGAUUAG
Molecule: messenger RNA, 795 nt
Organism: Saitoella complicata NRRL Y-17804
Lineage: Eukaryota; Fungi; Ascomycota; Saitoellomycetes; Saitoellales; Saitoellaceae
Product: putative mitochondrial metallochaperone Sco1
Exons: 2
Coding region: 1-795 (264 amino acids)
Biological process (GO): intracellular copper ion homeostasis; mitochondrial respiratory chain complex IV assembly
Cellular component (GO): mitochondrial inner membrane
Molecular function (GO): copper chaperone activity; copper ion binding
Source: RefSeq, a predicted model, not a curated record